This is a messenger RNA of Pocillopora damicornis (cauliflower coral), 2073 nucleotides long. RefSeq lists its product as uncharacterized. Gene Ontology annotation, molecular function: hydrolase activity, acting on carbon-nitrogen (but not peptide) bonds; deacetylase activity. The record is from RefSeq and is a predicted model, not a curated record. NCBI's taxonomy places the organism in Eukaryota, Metazoa, Cnidaria, Anthozoa, Scleractinia, Pocilloporidae.
CAACAUUGCCUAAUUCUAUUUCUGAAAAAAACAAACAAACAAACAAAGACGAAAAAUUGACGAUCUCUCUCUAAAAUCGUUCUUUGGGCGUCGAAAAUACAAUACAUUAUUUCAGCAAGUUGCAUUGAUUAUCCGUCGCGAUCCCAGAGAUCUAUGCGCGAAGAUCAAGAUUCGGUAACUGGACCUCUCAAUUCGUGGUUAAGAAUAAUCUUACUAUGCGACCCAGCAAAUGGCGGAGGCAGAAAGUACUCACUUCGAUUUGAUUAUUCGUCAUGGUAGAGUUAUAGAUCCAGCUAAUGAGCGAGACUUUAUAGCAGAUGUUGGAGUCAGAAGCGGAAGAAUUUGCGCAGUCGCUAGAGGUCUUGAAGGAACAGGGCUGGAGGAGUUUGACGCAUCAGGCUAUAUUGUAACACCUGGGUUGAUUGAUAGCCAUGUGCAUGUUUAUCAGUAUGCCACGCCCUUGGGUGUUAAUGUGGACGAGACAUGUUUGGCCAGGGGUGUUACAACUGUUGUUGAUGCUGGGAGUGCAGGAGCCUCAACCUUUCCUGGCCUUCGAAAAUUCAUUGCAGAAAAGUCCCAGACCACAGUUUUGGCUCUACUCCAUAUAGCAGCUCAUGGUUUGGCAUCUGCAGGAUGUACUGGUCAAGCAAAAGGGGGUGAGUGUGAUUCAUUAAAUCAAGUGGAUGCAGAAUUGUGUGCAGAAUGUGUGAGCAAAAACAAAGAUAUGAUUGUUGGUGUAAAAGUUCGUCUUUCAGCAAGUGCUGCAAAUGAUGGAGCUAAUGAAGAGGAAGCUUUCAGGAGAGCUCUCAAAGUAUCAUCAGAAACCCAUGUUCCUCUCAUGGCUCAUCACACAUUUUCCACUAUUGAUACUCAAAGAAAAGGGAAAGACAUUAUUUCAUGCCCCGGAAGCCUUCGUCCGGGAGAUAUUCACACACACUGUUUUCAUGGCUGGCCAAGUACCAUCAUUGGCCCAAACAAACAAAUUUACAGUGAUGUUUUAAAAGCUCGCCAACGUGGGGUUCUUUUUGACGUGGGCCAUGGAGCUGGGUCGUUUUCAUGGACUGUAGCAGAGAUCUGUGCAAGAGAGAGCUUCUGGCCAGACAUAAUCAGUUCCGAUUUGCACGUAGAAUCUGUAGAGAGCCCUGCGUACGAUUUAUUGACUGUGAUGACAAAAAUGCUGCACGUAGGAAUGCCCUUGAAUGACGUCAUCAAAGCUGUUACCAUGACACCCGCAAUUGCCUUUAGACGAGGCAAUGCGAUUGGAUCGCUGAAUGUGAAUCAUGCAGCAGACAUUACGGUGUUGCAUUUUGAAGAAUUUGACAUGGACCUCGAAGAUUGUAACGCACAGUUAAGAAAAGUUAAACGGAGUUUUGUCCCUGUCGCUGUAUGGAAGCACGGAGUUAAUUUUAAGACCUCUGAAGCUCGGCCGUUUCCCAAUGAGGGUAAACUACAGGAGUUGGCCUCAUUAAAUGACGCACUUCUGAUCAAAGAUGAAUUUUGAAUAUUUUGUUUUUCAAUUAAGAUGAUUAUUGAUUCAGAAAUUAUUUACCAGAGUAAACUGAAAGCUAUUCACUUCUCCAAAGAAGAAUGAGAAUUUUCCAAAGCACCUUGAUUUGGAGUGCGAUAAAGGAAUUGUGAUCGUAUAGUCUGAUCGUCCGGGUGAGAGCCGCUUUCUUUCGUCUUUAAAUUACCAAUUCUUGAAAAUCUUAAAAAUAUAGCGUACCGACGAGGAUGGGAUUCGAACCCACGCGUGCAGAGCACAUUGGAUUAGCAGUCCAACGCCUUAACCACUCGGCCACCUCGUCUAUUUUCUUAUAUGUUGAUUCUGUGCAUUACAGAUACCAUUUUUCAGCUUUUUACUCGUUACGGUGGCCAAUUUACGUUUUCAGCUCAGUUGUUAGUUGCUAGCCUUAAGUUUUCGAAAUGCUCGAGCAAAAAACGGGACUCAGCAUGACGCGUUGACUGGGAAAUUAUAUAAUUAUGCGUUUUAGAACGUAAAGGAGUGCACACAUGAACUUUAGCGUGCUGUUUGAAAUUAAGUUAUACCUUGAAAUAGAAUUUAUUGACAGAUGA